Messenger RNA from Tetranychus urticae (two-spotted spider mite), 1255 nucleotides. RefSeq lists its product as uncharacterized. The record is from RefSeq and is a predicted model, not a curated record. Lineage: Eukaryota; Metazoa; Arthropoda; Arachnida; Trombidiformes; Tetranychidae.
UACUGCUGGUGAGAUCGUCAAUAUAAUGGCUGUUGAUACUCAAAGAGUUGUUGAUUACAUUAUGAGGAAUAAGCACUAAUUAAAAGAAAUUAAACACAUAAACAUACACACUUUUUCUUAUAACAAAACACAUGUUUUUCUACUUUUCUGCCAUCUAGUUUUUAUAAUCAAAACUUAAUGUAAACUCAAUACAAACCUACCUGUUUUGAUACAGGUGACUCAACCAAACAAUGUUAACGUGAAAUAAUGUCCUAAAAACCUAAUGCAUCAUAACUAUGUAUUUUUAAUGCUAACUAAUUUACAUAUUGACCUUACUUUUACAUAACAAACUUUGACCUACAACCCUUUUGUCUCAAUAGGGACAUAUAUAAGGACCUAUGGUCAACCAUAUUUUUGUCAAUUGUCUUUACUAAUAAAGUCACUUUUAAGUUACUCCCUCUGGUGUUUUCUUUUUAAACCAUUCAGCUUCAUUUGAAAAAUGGAAUUCUUGGAACUCGAGCCCAGUUUCGACCCCUCAUUGUUGGAACCCCCUUCAACCCCUGGUCAUUGGUUUGGUGGCUCCCUCUCGGAGGAAGAAGAAGAAGUACCUCCCUCUCCAGCUGUUAAAUCACCUCGUGGUCCAAUUAUACUCACUGGUGGUGGCCUUAAGUUCAACUUCAACCCUCCUAAAGCCAUUCCAGUCGCUCCUGUUGGUCCAACUCCAUCUCCAAGUAUUGUAACUGGUCCAAUUCGUCCAUCUGGUCCUCGUGAUAAUUCUAUUCGCCCUCUUGGUGGUGUCUUACCAGCUUCAACCACAACUUCGGUAACUCCUGCGGUACCUCUGACUAAGAGCCAGAAAAAGCGACUCUGUUACAAGCGCAACUUAAAACAGAAACGCUUAGAAUCAGAAUCUUCUGGUACAAUCUCGUUGGCCGUUGAGCAUAACGUUCUUAAAGAGAAACGAAAGGUUGAAAAGCGAGCUAUCAAGGCUUUUCAUACUGGAAUCAAGGAAGCAGCCAAAGCAACCGAGAGUGAAAACGUGGUCCCUGCAUCAUUCUUCCAUUCAAGUGAAAAUCAUCAAUACUUCAAAGAUAACCUUCCAAGUCGUAUACUAUCAAGAGAAUCUCUUUCUAUCGCUGAGAAUCGAGCUAAUCGUGCCCUUAAAUUCAAUUCUAUUGUAUCAGACUUUGCUCCCAAUCCCCAACCAACUGUAAAUAAUCCUAGUGAUUAUCUCCAUCAUCUUGUAUUUCACAAAUAAACAUGGCUAACAAGAAAA